This is a messenger RNA of Dermochelys coriacea (leatherback sea turtle), 1998 nucleotides long. Its product is annotated as zinc finger protein 3-like. The transcript is spliced from 5 exons. Gene Ontology annotation, molecular function: DNA-binding transcription factor activity; RNA polymerase II cis-regulatory region sequence-specific DNA binding. The coding region runs from base 223 to 1419 and encodes 398 amino acids. The record is from RefSeq and is a predicted model, not a curated record. Lineage: Eukaryota; Metazoa; Chordata; Testudines; Dermochelyidae. Gene Ontology annotation, biological process: regulation of transcription by RNA polymerase II.
CAGAGCCUUCAAGGCUGCAAGCGGCAGCCAGAGACGUCGGCCGGCGGGCCGAGCAGCUCGACGCUCCGCUUGUCAGGCCUGGGUCAGGCGGCGAACGGGCUGGAGGGCGGGGCUCGGCCUGGCGGCGCGCGGCGCGGAGCCGUCGCACACCGGCUGCAUAGUAACAACCAGGUUUCACUUCAGAUUCGCUCCAGAUUGUCGCCUUGUCCCAGGGGACAAGAAAUGGAUUCCGUGAAGCCAGCUCAGAUGCCGGUAACCUUCAAGGAAGUGGCUGUAUAUUUCACCCAGGGGGAAUGGGCCUUGCUGGACCCGGGACAGAGAGCCCUCUACAGGGACGUCAUGCAGGAGAAUUACAGGAAUGUGACCUCGCUGGGUUUUCCAAUUCCCAAGCCCAGCGUGAUCUCCCAGCUGGACCGAGGGGAAGAGCCAUGGGUCCCUGAUCUCCAGGGGUCCCAGGCUAGAGAGAUCCUGAGAAACAUCCCCAGAGGUGAUGAGAUUGUGAGUGAGAGCAAUGAAGAGAAUCCUUGUCCCACAAGUCCUGAGCGAAUGGAACCAAAGGGCACAUUGCUUGGAAGGUGUGAAGGGGAUGAUUCGCAGAGUCCUGGGCAGGCCAGAGAAACUCAAUGCAGGCCAGAGAAGCAGCAGGGAAACCCCCCAGGGAAGACAUUGGAUGAAUCCACUCACCGAGGGGGACGUUUGGAAGAUCCCACUGUGGCCACGAUCCAGGCGAGAACCUGCACUAAGGAGAAGCGGUUUGAAUGUGCUGAGUGCAGGAAAUGCUUCAGUUCUGGAUCACACCUUAUUAGACAUCAGAGAUCUCACACGGGAGAGACCCCCUAUAACUGCCCUGAGUGUGGGAAACAAUUCAAUGACCAAUCAAACCUUAUUAGACAUCAGCGAACCCACACAGGAGAGAAACCCCAUAAGUGUCCUGACUGCGGGAAAUGCUUCAGUCAGAGGUCAGGCCUUAUUGUACAUCAGAGAAUCCAUACAGGAGAGAAAUGCCAUAAAUGCCCUGACUGUGGACAAACCUUCACUCAGAGUGCACAUGUAACUAGACAUCAAAGGAUUCACACGGGCGAGAGACCCUAUGGAUGCCCAGAGUGUGGAGAAAGCUUUGCUUGUACCUCAGACCUGAUUAUACACCUGAGAGUCCACACGGGAGAGAAACCCUAUAGCUGCCCCGACUGUGGACAAAGUUUCACUCAGAGUCAUCACCUUACUGACCAUCGGAGAAUCCACACAGGAGAGAGACCCUAUAUCUGCCCCGACUGUGGGAAAAGCUUCAGACAAAAAUCUGGUUUCAAUGUCCAUCGGAGAAGGCACACGGGAGAUUGCCCCUAUCAAUGUUCUGUCUGUGAGGAAAGGUACAAGACUAAGACUUCCUUAAUAUUCCACAUGAAACUCCACAUAGACUAGUGCCGGCUAUUUCCCCUCCUCCUCUCUCCGCAUCUGUAGCCCAAUGCCCUAGGGAGCCAAGUGGUACCACUGUUGACAUGUGUGCUGUGUGUCUCAGGAAGAUGGAGGCACAGGGAGCUUGACAUUAUUAUUACAGUAUUGCAUUAUUCUCUGACCCUCUCCCAUUCAUUCCUGGUGCUCUCUGUCCCAGGGAGACUUUUACCAAGCCAAAUGGUUCAGCUGGGUUUCCUGGUCCUUGUUUUCAGCCAGUGGCUCAGUUCACAUUGUUGCACGCUGGGAUUAUUCUGGAAAUUGCUGCCCUGGGAGGCAUUUUCUCCCUGUUUCUGCAUGGUGGGGAUGAGAACUGAAAAUUCUGGAAAUUCGGAUGUCUGUGGAGUCUUUAUUGCUCAUUGAAUUAUUUUCUCAGUAUUACCUAAUUAUGUGUUUUUUAUCCCCAAAUAAGAUGCAAAUAAAACUUUUCUGGCAAAGCCCAUUUUCCUGAGCAGCCUGGGAAGUUCAUUGGUUCUUGAGCUCUGGGAGGGGGAGAGGCCAAGUGUCCCAGACUGGGCUAGUUGCUUGCCUCAGCAGGAAUGACUCAUU